Molecule: messenger RNA, 2587 nt
Organism: Dictyostelium purpureum
Lineage: Eukaryota; Evosea; Eumycetozoa; Dictyosteliales; Dictyosteliaceae
Exons: 5
Coding region: 1-2436 (811 amino acids)
Biological process (GO): protein phosphorylation; intracellular signal transduction
Cellular component (GO): nucleus; cytoplasm
Molecular function (GO): protein serine/threonine kinase activity; ATP binding; metal ion binding
Source: RefSeq, a predicted model, not a curated record
AUGCAGGACGAACAGUUCGAAUUUUUAGAAUGCUCUAUUUGCAGCGAAGAGAUUGUUGAAUAUGGUUCACCUUUUUCAUCGCAAUUUAAAAAGGGUGAAAAGCCUUGUAAGCACAGUUUUUGUUCAGGAUGUAUAAAAAGAUUAAUGGAGUUUUCAGAUGAAAAAAAGAAUAAAUAUUUGUGUCCAAUUUGCAGAGAAGAGUUUGAUGGAUUUAUUCAGUGUAAAACAUCUAAUGAUCUAUACACACAUGCAAGAUCAUUAAAAAGAGAGCAAAAGAUUUUAGAGGGUGAAAAUAUAAAAUUAAAUGAAUCAUUAAAUCAAGCUAAAAAUGAAAAUUUAAAUGAAAUAGAAGACAAUAGGAGAAGGAUACAGGAGUUAGAGGAUUUUAAAAAUAAACAUUUGAAAGAAAUAGAUAUAGCAAAAAGUAAAAUAAAAGAUUUAGAAACUGAAAUACAAAAAAAAGAACAGGAUAGGAUUCGAGAUUUAGAGAGUAAUUUAUUAAAGUUUGAUGGUCAACAGCAGCAAAUACUUUCAAUGACACAAAAUAAUAGAGAUCUAUCAGAAGCAAAUCAACAGUACUUUUCAAAAAAUACCGAGCUAAACAAUCAAAUCAAUUCAUUAUUUGCAAAGCUCCAGGAAUCCAAGCAAUCAAUUCAAAAUAGAGAUAAUCAAAUUGAAAAGAUUGAAUUUGAAAAAAGAGAAAUUCUAAAAAAGUUGGAAGGUAUUGAACAGUUUACCCAGCACAAAUUUAAUGAGCAUAAUUCAAUUUUACGUUCAAAAGAUAAUGAAAUUUCUGGUUUGGUAGAUAAUAAUAGAGCAUUAAAACAAAAAUUAGUAGAGUCCCAAGCAAGAUGCGAAGAUUAUAGAAAGAAUUAUGAAAUUCUUAAAGAUGAUUCAAGUAAUGGCUUUAAGAAAAAUAAGGAUUUGGAAGGUAUAAUUUCAUCACUUCGUAUAGAACUAAGUAGAUCACAAUCUGUAAUUGACAUGUUAAAUCAACAAAAGAAGGCACACGAAAAAUCUUUGGAAGAUGCCAAGUUAUAUCAGACCAGCAGAGGCAAUUCAUUUGCAAUUACCACACCAGCUAUUAUAAACACAACAGCAAAUAAAAUUUCAAAUGGUCUAGGUUAUUUUAUUGGUUCGAAACAAAACUUCAAUGAUAUUACCAAGCCAUAUAAAAGUUUUAAAAUUGAGGAAAAAAGAGGAUCAAAUAAAAACACUCAGGUUUUUAAAGUUUCAACAUCCUCUGGCAAUAAUUUUGUUAUAAAAUUAAUACCGAUGAAUUAUCCAAAAUCUGGUUCUGGUUACACAGCAGCAAUAUCAUCGCUUUAUAAUUAUUACACAUCAACUAUAACAGAGGAAGAUUUAUCAGCAUUCAGAGAGCCAAUGAUAUUAUACACUUUAAAUCAUAGCAAUAUAUUAAAACUAGAAUCAAUUACGAGAGAUGAUGGUGGCAAAUACUUUUCAGUACUUUCACCAUUCGUUCAAAAUGAUUUGGAGUACGUUCUACUUUCAAACCAAACCAACAACAAUAAAAUUUCACCCACAACUCUCACAUUUGCAAAUAUGAAAUAUAUUUUGUAUCAAUUAAUAUCAGCUGUUUAUUAUUUACAUAGUAGGGAUUUAGUACACAGGGAUAUUAAACCAACAAGUAUUUUGUUAUUAAAUGAUAAUCAACUUAAAUUAUGUAGCUUUGGUUUGGCUGCAUCAACUUUUUCAAAUUCCAGUUCAAUUUCAUUUCCAAAUUACCCUCCAUCUUCAUAUGGCUAUCUUUCUCCAGAGUUCAUUUGUAGUGUUCUCAUGCUUGAGAAAGAAAAGUUAUCUUUUUCAUCACCAUCAUCAUCUUCAGAUAUCGAUUGGAAAGCUUUCGACAUGUGGUCAAUUGGCUGUAUCUUUUUAGAGAUGCUAUUUAAAAACAAUUUAUUCAAAAUCGAUACCAGUGCUCUUAACAAUACCGAGGCUAUUAUGGGAUCACUUCAAGGUUUAUCAUUAUCAAAAACUACUCUUAGUAGCAUAUUAAAUAAUAUUUCCAAGUUUAAAGAGUCAUCACCAAAACCAAACAGCUCAAUUAUUAAAGAUAAACCAUUUUUAACAAAUAUAAUAGGUAAACCAGAAAAAGAUUUUCAAUCAUUAUUUAAAGAGUAUAUUAAAAAGAAUAACAUCAAUGGUUCAUCAAUUCAAGAAAACUCUUUGGAUGAACAUACCUCUAUGUCUAAUGAAGCAUACAGCCUUUUAUGUUCCCUUUUAUCAUUUAAUCCCCAAACUAGAAUUAAAUCACAACAUGCUGUUUUCCACCCAUUCUUUUCAAAUGAACCUUAUUAUAUUCCAGAAUCAAAUUCAGUUUUACCAAAUGUGUUGGAGGAUAUUUCUUCAUCUCUUACUGACAGAAAUAUUAGUGGAUUUAUUAAAGAAAAAUGUUCAAAUUUAAUUCAAAUAUAAAAAAAAAAAAAAAAUAUAAAUAAUUUUCCUUUUUGGAUUUUUUUUUUUUUACUACAACUUUUUUUUCUUAAUCCAUAGGGUAAUAAACAAAAUAAAAUAUUGAAUCUAUUUAAUUCAAAUGUAUUUUUUUAAAUUUUAAUUAAUACAAACU